GUUUAACAGACAAUGAAAGUAAUGUGCUUAGCACAAUGCCUGAGAUAUAGUAGCAUAUAGUAAAAUAAAUGUUUGCCUUAUGUUGAUAAUACACUUAGAGCAUCAGAUGUAGAAGCCUAACACAUAGGUACUCAGUAGGUGUCAGUGCAGGCCUCCUAUCAGAAGCUUCUGAAGAGGCGAGAGACCUAUACCCUUUACAGUAGGUACCACACGAGAAGAAGUUCCAAUAAGGAUGAUAAUGGACAUUGAUGCUGUCGUUUGGCAUGUGUAUCUUCCUAGGUUAGACAGGCAUCUCAGGGAAUCCAGUUGACUUAUGACAUUCAUCGUGAGCUUGUGAUGAAGGGGACUGUUUAGGGUGAACUUACAUUUCUCUCUUCAGGCAAACACUGAGCCGCCCAGGCUGAGUAGAGAGGAGCAGCGGGGUCGAGGUGCUCUCUUACAGGACAUCUGCAAGGGGACCAAGCUGAAGAAGGUGACCAGCAUUAAUGAUCGGAGCGCUCCCAUCCUCGAGAAACCCAAAGGAAGCAGUGGUGGUUAUGGCUCUGGAGCAGCUGCCCUGCAGCCCAAGGGAGGUCUCUUCCAAGGAGGAGUGCCAAAGCUCCGCCCUGUGGGAGCCAAGGAUGGUUCAGAGAGCCUAGCUGGUAAGCCAGCCCUCCAAGUCCCCAGUUCUCGAGCUGCUGCCCCAAGACCUCCAGUGUCCACAGCCAGCGGACGCCCUCAAGAUGAUACAGACAACCGAGCCUCACUCCCAGAACUGCCCCGGAUGCAGAGACCCUCCUUACCGGACCUCUCUCGGCCUAAUACCACCAGCAGUACGGGCAUGAAGCACAGCUCCUCGGCCCCUCCUCCACCUCCCCCAGGACGGCGUGCCAAUGCCCCCCCUACACCUCUGCCUAUGCACAGCAACAAAGCCCCGGCCUACAACAGAGAGAAGCCCUUGCCGCCCACGCCGGGGCAGAGGCUUCACCCUGGUCGAGAGGGACCUCCUGCUCCACCCCACGUCAAGCCACCUCCUUCCCCUGUGAAUAUCCGAACGGGACCAAGUAGCCAGUCUCUGGCUCCUCCUCCUCCGCCUUACCGCCAGCCUCCUGGGGUCCCCAAUGGACCCUCCAGUCCCACUAACGAGUCAGCCCCUGAGCUGCCACAGAGACACAAUUCUUUGCAUAGGAAGACACCAGGGCCUGUCAGAGGCCUCGCGCCUCCCCCACCCACCUCAGCCUCCCCCUCUUUACAAAGUAAUAGGCCACCUCCCCCAGCCCGAGACCCUCCCAGUCGGGGAGCAGCUCCUCCACCCCCGCCACCCAUGAUCCGAAAUGGUGCCAGGGAUGCUCCCCCUCCCCCUCCCCCAUACCGAAUGCAUGGGUCAGACCCCCCGAGCCGAGGAAAGCCCCCACCUCCGCCCUCAAGGACGCCAGCUGGGCCACCCCCUCCUCCUCCACCUCCCCUGAGGAAUGGCCACAGAGAUUCCAUUACCACUGUCCGAUCUUUCUUGGAUGAUUUCGAGUCAAAGUAUUCUUUCCAUCCAGUAGAAGACUUUCCUGCUCCAGAAGAGUAUAAACACUUUCAGAGAAUUUAUCCCAGCAAAACAAACCGAGCUGCCCGUGGAGCCCCACCUCUGCCACCCAUUCUCAGGUGAAGCCUGGCUUGGUCCUGUUCCUCAGGAAAAGGAUGGACCCUCUCUUCUUCUCAGAUGGUCCCUUCCAUUCCCUGGAAACCUGCAUGACAGCUCCUAACGUGUUUCUCCAGUGCAACCGACCUCUAGACUCCAGGCGUCCUCCCAGCUCACCUCCAUCUAUGCAUCUCAUCUCUGGACUUGGUGACUGGACUCUUCACAUUGACAGUAGGGUCCCAGACCCUGCAUCCAUCCCUCCUCUAUGAGCCCCGCUAGCCAUAUGAGGAAGAAGCUUCCGUGUGUCCUGCUUUCCUCCUGGGGAAAGGUGCCUUGUUGUGAUGCAUUAACUCAUUGUUGGGGCAGGGUGGAGAAGGGGACCCCUACCUUCUCCUGCCACUGUUGGGGGAGCUUGGCGGGUUUAUUAUAUUUCAUUAGUUUAUGAGGCUGGCAUGAGCAGGACUUCGAGGGGAGGGGAUGGGCAUUUUGAGUGAAACAGGAAAGGAGUUUGCAGAGAAGUGAUCUGUUUUAAAGGUCACGUUUGGAGAAUGGACAAGGAAAUGGGUCUGCUUUGAUUCGUAGCGGUUAUUUUGGUUUUGCUCUCACCCCACCCCACACCCCUACCCAGAAGUAAGUUGAAGAUAACACUAAAUACUAAUCACUUGAACUAAACAUGUAAUAAAAAGGGUGAAAUAAACUAAGGAUCCAUUUAGAGCCAGUCAGUUCCUCCGCAGCACAGGGACCCUCUGGGGCUCCCUGCUCCUCUUCCUCAGGUGCUGAGGCUGAGGGACCUCAGCCUCUCACCACCUGUCCCCUAAGGGAACAGUCCCUUUCAUUCAUUCGUUACUGAUUCACAAGCCCCAGAAACCUCUAGUGAGAGAUAGGAAGAUAGGACCUUGGCCUUAACCUUGACCAUGAGGCUGCCUCAGUCUUUUCUGCCUGGCCUGGAAGGCCACUGACCUUUCAAUCCUGUUCAGCAACUUCAGCCUGCGAUGAAUGCUCCAGGAUGACACAGAAGGGAAGGGUGAAGCAGCUCGGGAAAGAGACCAGCUCUGCAGGCUAGGAAAGACUUGAAUGGCCCACUCAUUCUGAAGGUCACAGCCCAUCUGACUGAGCAGGCUCUCCCUGUUCCUUUCUCCAGCACUCAACCCCCAAGACUGCAGGGGUUCACACAGCAGAGUAGAGAAGGGUGAGGAAGCUUAUGGGGUAGUCAAAGACCCCUCUGUGCCAAGAAGCACAAAAAUUUUGGUGAGGUGUAUGUCAGUCCAGCCGAUCUUCCCAGGCAGCCAGCAAUAUGUCGUUUCGUCUUCCAGGUUCUCGUUAAAGAGCACAGAGGAAAGGGAGGUUCCCAACCUACGUAGGAACUGAGCUUGGAUCGUGGUGCAGGGACUUGCCCUUCUCCUGCAGCACGGUGGAGCGCCUGGGCUCCACGCACCAGAUGGUUUGGUUUACUCAGAGUUUGGAGUGAGAGCAGAGAAGCCAUGGCUGUUCCUUGGAAUGGAAAGUCAGUGGAAUGUUUCACCAGAUACAUCCAAGGCUUAAACUGCCUUAGGGGCCUUUCCAAUCUGUUGGGUCGCAGACUAAGGGUCUGUAUAUGGUGCCCAGUGAAACCCAGGUCUUCCCAAGGCUAGAUAAGAGAGCUCACAGCUUGGGUUAUUUCUGUGGGGUCUGCAAUCCUUGGCUGUCCCCUGGACUUCAGGGCAAACCAUGAUUAGGUCUGUCACUAGACUUUUUUCUAAUCAGUCUUUAUUUAUCAUUCUUAUUUUCAAAUCUGUUAGCAGUUACCUCCCAGCCUGUAGAGCUGAGAGAGGGGACGCUAGUGGAGGGAAAAGGAGAGAGUACAAGACCUGCUACUGCAGCAGACUUCCAGGGUAGAUGCUGACCGGUUACUGAACUUGGACUGUGAAGUCUUCCCAUUUAUUUUUGAAAUGGGGAUUGAUGCCUUUUGUACAACGUUAUCAAAGUGUAUCUUUUCUCCCCCCUCUUUACUCAAACAUGGAUCAUCAAAACAAGCAUCACGUGUAAAAGCCAAAUCCCAGCUUUUCAUUGGGGCUGGUAUCUUCCUCCCUUGUGACCUGCUGCCCACCAUAGUCCCCAGCAUCGGGACCGUGUCACAUGGGUCUUGAUUGUAUCUUCAUUUUCUUGGCCUCAUGAAAAACGGCCUGGGACUAGAUCUAGUCUGGUGGAUGUUCUUCAGAGCAUGCUGAUGACCCCAGUACCUAUUUCAGUGUCUUUGCCUUAUACAUUAUUUGGUCCCUCUGUUAAUAACAGAUUUAUUAUCAUGUGUAUUUACUAUUGAAGAAUGGGACUGUGACCCUCGUAGUUACUGAUCUAUUUUGUAUGCUGUAAAAAGCUUGUAAUACAGGUUUAAGGUGGGCUGGCUGCAAGAGCACUAAAACUUCUCACCUUUUAAACUGCUCUUUUUAUCUGCUUGUGGGAAUGCCGUCUCUUCAGUGGAAGAUUGGGUGGUCUCAUGUUGAGGCUGUUGCCCAGUCCCGUUAACCCCCUUGUCCCCUCCCAGCAGGAAGAGACCUUGCCCAACUUAAGCAUCAGGAAGCUGUGUUAAAAGCCCCUGCGUGGGUUUGGUUUUAUGAUGUUUUUCUCUCGGGGGGAAAAACUUAAUAAUUGUUUCUUACUGCCCUUUCUGGGAAACAGGGCAGUGGCCUCCAGGUUUUUAAAUGAGCUAGGUGCCCCUGUUCCCCCUUUUCUCUGGUCACCAAACCUGGAUCAUAGCACUUUGAUACGCCAGGUGUGGUUUUCUCUCACGUGGGGAUUCCCUCCAGUGGCAGAGCCGGGGCCCGCAGACUGAGAGCACGUAGGGUGCUGUCCCACCUGACGGACGUGAGGCGCCCAUCUCCAGAAAUUCACCCCAGCCCUGGCCACAGGCAGAGGCAAGAAGGCUAGCCGCUGGCCACUGCCCUGGGGGCAUCCCCUCACCCCGUAGCUUCCCAACUUGAAACCCAGAUUUACCUCCAGGGAGAGGUGAGAUAAAAUUGUAAAUAGACUUGCUACAAAGCAACUCAGGGUUGGGGUGUGUUUUAAUUCUCCUGAUCACUUGAAAUAAUCUGUAGGCUGAGUGCUUAUGGGAGUGGGGGAGAAGUGUGACUCCAGGGUCCUUCCCUUCUGCAAAGCUCUGGGGGUGGAGUGUAGGGCAUCUGAGGCCCUUUGAUAGCACUACACCGAGCUGUCUGUUCUGGAAACCCAACCUACGAUCAACUGCAGAUCAGAUUCUUCACAUUCCAGUUGUGGUCUUUCCUUCCCUAUUGAAUCUCAAUCCCUGGCUAUCUGUGGUCAAGGUGGCUUUCUUUAGGCCACUCUGAUCUAGGGAAUGGGAGGCGUUACAACUCUGCCUUCAAGAUUCAUCUCUUAAAAACAAAAUGAAACAAAACUCCAACCACCUUCAAAACACAUACAAAAAAAAAAAGGAUAACUGUUUAACCGAAGGAAGGGUUUGGUUCCAUUCAACUCCACGUUCAUUGUGCCUUUACUUGUGUUAGAUUUCUGUGCUUUCUUCCUCUCUCCCUCUUUGAAGCAAUUAAAAUCUUCCUUGAUAACUGCUGUUUCCUUCUUUCUACUCGUUUCUAACAACUUAGUGGGUUCCCUCUCGGAUUGUCUUAAAUUUCAUCCCACUGGUGGCAGAGGGGGCCGUGGCUUGUUGUCUCGUGUCCUUUCCCAGGGCGACCAGCAUGGGAACCAUAGUCAACACUGAAUAAAAGACUAGAGUGACACGUGCGAAGAGUGUGUGUGUGUGUACGUGUGUAUGUGUGCGUGCGUUCCUCUUUGUCCGCAUGUGGAUCAGUUUCUUUUAAAAAAUAAUUUAUUGUACGAUUUCUUUUGGAGUUGUUUCUGAUUACAGUGCUCCAUCUCCUGAUUAGCAUUGAUUUUUUUUUCUUCCCCCUUCUACAAUGUAUAAUCUGGUCUCAGGUUGGAUUCUUUGGUACAUUUCUUUCUCCUGGAUGCCGUGCAGUUUAAUUAAACCUUGCUUAAAAACAAAAACAAAAAACCUGAAAAA
Messenger RNA from Vicugna pacos (alpaca), 5621 nucleotides. The record is from RefSeq and is a predicted model, not a curated record. Lineage: Eukaryota; Metazoa; Chordata; Mammalia; Artiodactyla; Camelidae.